Molecule: messenger RNA, 992 nt
Organism: Coccinella septempunctata (seven-spotted ladybird)
Lineage: Eukaryota; Metazoa; Arthropoda; Insecta; Coleoptera; Coccinellidae
Gene: Rab27
Product: ras-related protein Rab-27A
Exons: 5
Coding region: 168-806 (212 amino acids)
Biological process (GO): melanosome transport; positive regulation of exocytosis
Cellular component (GO): secretory granule; melanosome
Molecular function (GO): GTP binding; GTPase activity
Source: RefSeq, a predicted model, not a curated record
AAGUAUAAAAACUAGGUUAGAUGAUUGAUUUCAAGAAAAAGUGGAGAUUGAUAAAUUACCUCUUUUAUAGUAUCAAUGAAUGUGUUCUUUCUUUAUCUUUAUAAUUUGUCAGAAUUCUGAUAUAUCCAUACAAUCAGAGCUUCGAUCAGUUCAAUAUAAAAUAUUUGAUGGAUUACGACUAUCUCAUAAAAUUUCUGACUUUGGGAGAUUCUGGAGUCGGAAAAACAAGCUUUCUAUAUCAGUACACUGAUGGCUGUUUCAAUUCUAGAUUCAUAUCAACUGUUGGAAUCGAUUUUAGGGAAAAACGAUUGCUUCACAUGUCCAAAGGGAAAAACUACAGGAUACAUUUACAGCUUUGGGAUACAGCAGGACAAGAAAGAUUCCGAAGUUUGACAACAGCAUUCUAUAGAGAUGCAAUGGGAUUUUUGCUUCUAUUUGAUUUAACUAGCGAGCAGUCAUUUAUAGAAAUUCGAAGCUGGGUUGAACAACUCAGGUUACACGCUUACUGCGAUGCACCAGAUGUCGUUUUGUGCGGCAACAAAUGCGACCUAGAAGAUAAAAGGGUAGUUGCUGAAUGGCGAGCUAGAGAUAUGGCAGAAAAAAAUGGACUUCCCUAUUUGGAGACUAGUGCUGCCACUGGUCAGAAUGUUUCAAGGGCAGUGGAAACCCUUUUAGAUUUGGUAAUGGUCAGGAUGGAGAAUGCUGUAGAUAUUGGUACUAUCCCGGAUAGAAGGGGCAGAUGCUUCGGACCUGAAAGUGUUGAUCUAUCCGCUCCGCCUGUAAAAAAAUGUGGCUGCCAGAAAUGAGAAUAUCCUACCUCAAUUAUAAGUCGAUGCUCCCAGUUUGUAUCAAGCGUAAACUGUAUUAUCUGUGUACGUGUGUUUCUAACGCAUUUAUAUACUUAAUGAACUUGUUAUACCAUAUAUUUAUAUAGGGAGAAAUGUUGAAUGAUAUAAUGUUUCAAUAAAGAAAUGAUAUGUUUAUCGAAGAAG